CACUGCCUGCCCUGCCGUCAGCCAGACACCGCACGCUGUAUGUGACGCUCCCACUGCCGACAGUCAGGGAAGACUCCAGUCCGGCUCGCACACAAAUCUGCACCAGGUUUGAAAAAUCACUCGGACCUGCUGAAGUAAAACCUUAACAAGAACAACUGCCUUCCGAAUCAAAAUCUGCAGGGAGCCGGCUGGUGAGGGCCACAGGCAACGAUGGGCCGUGGUGGGCUCGGUGCUGCUGGUAGCACCUUAGUGCUAGAGAUAAGGAGAAAGCCGUGAGGAUCAGCACCAGCCCUUCGGAGAAGAGAGAACUUGUCGGAGGAUGUCCUAUCUGGAUGAAUAUGGCUCAUUCAAGAAUUAACUCUCUAUUCAUCUUCUACCUCAGUUUUUUGCUGCUCCUCCAUUUAAGAAAGUCACUUCCCAUGAGAAAUGAUUCCAGGUGCCUGUCAAACUCCUGCCCAAAGAACUCUACAUGCAUUACUGGUCACAGAGACGAUAUCUGCCGCUGUAUGGACAUGUCACUUGACACUAUGGAGGAACUCUGCAACAGAACCUCUGAUCCUUGCUCCUCAAACCCUUGUCUUCAAAAUGCUACCUGUUUAAGUUCUGCUGGAAACCUCAAUUUCACUUGCGAGUGCCCAGCUGGGUACAACGGGACCACUUGUGAAAUAGCCAUCAGUAUGUGUGACUCCAACUCCUGCGAACACGGAGGCACGUGCCUUGACGGCCUGGCUGGGCCCACCUGCCUCUGUCGUGCAGGAUACACAGGUACACACUGCGAAAUGGAUGUUGAUGAGUGCAUUUCGGAACCAUGCCACAACGGAGCGGUGUGCAGGGAUGGGGUUGAUGAAUACUCCUGCUACUGCGUCCCAGGCUACCAAGGCAAGCACUGCGACCUGGAGGUGAAUGAAUGCGUGUCAGACCCAUGCCUGAACGGAGCAACGUGUCUCAACCUCAUAGGGAGGUAUUACUGCAUCUGUCCACUUGGCUACACAGGUGCCAACUGCGAGCUGGAGGUGGACGAGUGCCAGUCGCGGCCGUGCCAGAACGGCGCCACCUGCCGCGACGCGCCGGCCGCCUUCUCCUGCUCCUGCGCUCCCGGCUUCCGCGGCGCCUUCUGCCAGACGGACGUGGACGAGUGCGCCAGCGGCCCCUGCCUGCACGGAGCGCGCUGCGCCGACCGGCCCGGGGGGUACACCUGCAACUGCACCGGCACCGGGUUCAUGGGCCUGCACUGCGACACCCUCGUACCCCCGUGCUGGUCACAGCCAUGCUACAACAAUGCCACGUGUGAGGACCGUGCUGAUGGAUACACCUGCCACUGCUGGCCAGGCUAUACCGGCUCCCGCUGCGAGACUGACAUCAACGAGUGCAGCAGCGCGCCGUGCGCCGCGGGCCGCUGCCUGGAGCGCUCCUGGGCCGCCCGCUACGGCCACGAGCCCGCGCUGCCGCCGCCCUUCCGCCACGACCGCGCCGAGGGCUACGUGUGCGCCUGCCCGCCGGGCAUCCGCGGUAUUCACUGUGAUGAAGACAUCAACGAAUGUUACACGAACCCUUGCCAAAAUGGUGGCAUCUGUGAGAAUUUUCCUGGGAAUUACACUUGCCAUUGCCCACCUGCAGACAAAGAAGGGAUUUUUUACGGCGGCUGGAACUGUACAGAAAUCCUCUAUGGCUGUACUGAUCAACAAUGCCAAAAUAAUGGAAUAUGUAUCCCACAUUUAAAAAAUGGCCAUCAUGGAUUCAGCUGCAUAUGCUCACCUGGAUAUACUGGAAUACACUGUGAAACUGUAACUACAUUUUCUUUUCAAGGAAAUGGUUUCCUUUGGUUGAAGAAUCCCACAACCACUAAAGAGGAAUCUUCCUAUAAUAUAAACCUGAGGUUUCAGACUGUGCAACCAACAGCCUUUCUGUUUUACCGAGGGGAGAAAGACACAUUUGUGAAGCUGGAGUUGCUGAAUGGCUACUUACAUUUGUCUGUGCAAGUCAAAAACCAGCCACGGGCUCUUUUGCAUAUUUCACAUAAUGUCAGUGAUGGAGAAUGGCAUUCAGUGGAGGUAACCUUGGCAAGAGCUGUUACACUUAAUUUACUUGACAGCUCUUGUGCAGAAUCAUGUGUCAAUAAAACUUCUGCUAUGAUAGAUAAUGAUCACGUGAGGCUUGCAUUUCAGAGCACAUUUUUGGGCAGCUUACCAGUGGGGAACAUUAGCAGCAGCUCUCUGCUUAACACCAGUAAUAUACAUUCUACACCUUCAUUUGUAGGCUGUCUGCAGGAUAUUGAAAUAGACUUGAAUGUUAUUACUCCAGAGAAUGCAUCACCUGAAUCCUCUUUAAAUGUCGAGACAGGAUGCAGGAAGAAGGACUGGUGUGAAAACGACCCCUGCCAGAACAGGGGCCGCUGUUCCAACCUGUGGCUGAGUUACCACUGUGACUGCUACCGGCCGUACGCAGGGCCAAGCUGCGCAGCAGAGUAUAUUCCAGGCCGGUUUGGAUCUGAGGACUCCCCAGGCUAUGCUGCUUUUUCUGUUGAUGCUACUGAGAAUGAAAAUCUGAAUAUAUCAAUGUUUGUCCGAACACGCAAAGCUUCUGGCUUGUUACUGGCUUUGAGAAACAGUACCUGUCUCUACAUAAGAGUCUACCUAGAAGGUGGGAAACUCGCAAUGCUAGCUUCAAAUUCCAUAAAGUUAUUAGGGAAACAUUCUAUAAAUGAUGGAAAUUUCUACUUAAUAACAAUAAAAAUAGAACCAAAUAUGCUGGAAUUAUUCCAGUCCUCUCAAUACUUAGGCUUUAUUUCUACUCCAGUACUAACUACCAAAAGUAAGGACUUUCUUUACAUCGGAGGCCUGCCAGAUAACAGAGAAACUGAUAGAAAUGGCGGGUAUUUCAAAGGCUGCAUCCAGGAUGUAAGAGUGAACAACCAGCCACUGGAAUUCUUCCCCAUCACCAAUUCAAUGAAUUCUUUUAUCAACCGAACCCUGAUCAAUGUCACCCAAGGCUGCAGUGGUGACAACCUCUGCAAGUCCAGUCCUUGCCACAACGGUGGUGUAUGCUAUUCAAUCUGGGAUGACUUCACUUGCACAUGCCCCCCCAACACAGCAGGGAAAGCUUGUGAGGAAGUUAAGUGGUGUGAGCUUGGGCCCUGUCCUCAUGAAGCACAAUGCAAGCUGGUGCACCAAGGAUUUGAAUGUCUUGCUAACGCAGUGUUUAGAGGCCGAAGCAGCGCUGUAUUUUACAGAAGCAAUGGGAAAAUCAGCAGAGACCUCACCAAUAUCGUGUUUGGCUUUCGAACUAGGGACACAAAUGUGAUACUGCUGUAUGCGGAGAAGGAGCCUGAGUUUGUUAUCAUCAGCAUUCACAACUCCAAACUGGUCUUUCAACUGCAAAGCGGCAACAACUUUUACAUGCUGACCCUCACUAGCUUGCUGCCCGUGAGCGAUGGGAAGUGGCACCAAGUCAUGGUCUCCAUGGUGGAGCCCCUGUCUCAGUUCUCGAGGUGGCACAUGGAUAUUGAUAACAAGGACACUACAACCAGUACAACUGCUACAGGAAGCCUCAACUUUCUACGGGAAGAGACAGACAUCCAUGUGGCUGACAAGGCUUUUGACAAUUUGGAUGGCCUGCGAGGAUGCAUGAGCACCAUAGAAAUCAGUGGCAUUUAUCUCUCCUACUUUGAAAAUGCUGACGUCCUUACUAAAAAACCUCAAGAGGAACAAUUUCUCAAAAUAUCUGCAAACCCUGCUCUUACUGGCUGCUUGCAGGAGGAUGCCUGCAGCUCAGAGCCCUGCAUGCACGAGGGGACAUGUGAAGACCUGUACACCUCCUAUCGCUGCAUGUGUCCCCCAGGGUGGGCGGGCACCCAUUGUGAGACCAACAUCGAUGAGUGCUUCUCCAACCCCUGCAUUCAUGGAAACUGCACAGACGGGAUCACCUCUUACGAGUGCGUUUGUGAACCCGGCUACACAGGGUUAAACUGUGAAGAGGACAUAGACUACUGCCGUGGUCACCAGUGUGCAAACGGGGCCACCUGCAUAGAUGGGAUUAAUGGAUAUUCAUGCCUGUGUGCUGGUAACUUUACUGGAAAGCUUUGCAGAUAUCGAAGAUUACCCUAUACAGUUUGUGGGAAUGAAGAUAGAAAUCUCACCUGUUACAAUUAUGGCAACUGUACUGAUCUUGGAGGCAAGCUGGCCUGUGCGUGCCUGCCAGGAUUUGCUGGAGAACGGUGUGAAAAGGACAUUGACGAGUGCAGCUCUGAUCCCUGCCUGAAUGGAGGCCUCUGCCAGAACCUGCUCAACAAAUUCCACUGCCUCUGCGAUGUGAACUAUGCUGGGGACCGCUGUGAGAUCGAUUUGACAACUGACUUGAUCUCGAACAUAUUCACCUCCCUUGGCUCAGUAACGCUGGCCUUAUUGAUCCUCUUCUUGGCAGUUGUGGUUUUGGUCAUUGCUGCCAAUAAAAGGUCGACCCAAGGGACCUACAGCCCCAGCCGCCAAGAGAAGGAGGGCGCCCGCGUCGAGAUGUGGAGCAUGGUGCAGCCACCGCCAAUAGAGAGACUCAUUUAGAGGAAAGCUUUCCUCCAUCCUGGAAGAUGAAUGGAUGUGGACAAUGUACACAGGUUAGAUAUGUUCAUUCACAUUCUGCUACUGGGAGCACCAGUUGUCAAGAUUACAGUGACUUUGAACUUUGAAUAUUUUCCUUUUAAGUACAAUAACAUUUAAAAUCUUCUAGAAUUUAAGUGAACCAAUGCCAUUUAUCAUUAUUUUGGGCCAAUUUGUCCAAGGACAAUUUUUAUUUGCACUGAAAACUUCAGCCUUGGUAAUCUGCAGUAAGCAUUACAGACAGUAAUGGCUUCUGGGAUACUUAUAAGUGCCUGUCUCAGACACAACAUGAGGAACAGCUUCUCGUUUGUGUUUCCUUUACCUGCCCAGCAAUCGCUGCAGAAGACAAUGCAGACAAAUCAAACAACCCUGUACAAUAAAGACAUAAUUCUGUUAUCUAAGGGUUUAUCACUAGAACUGUGUUUCAGCAUAUUCAUCUGUUAAUCGGGGAUUAAAAGGAAGCUUGCAAAAACUCUCCAAAAUAAAUGUUUCCUGUUUAGUUGGUUUCCUUUCCUUCAAUUCUUUCAUUUUCCCUGCUGCCACUAAUACCUUCCACUGAAAAGAAUUCCAGUUUACCCCUCUGACAAAUCCACGUUUCUCUGAAUAUAAAGACUAUGUCUUAAAAUACCCAGCAGACAGAACCUGACCUUACAGAAGACAUAAAACCAAAACAUCCUAAACAAAUUCUGCAAAGCUAUAUGCUGCCAUUUUCUCAUUAUGAUAUUACUUGAUGCUUCAUUUUAUAAAAUUAUUGCAUCUCACUUUACCAAAAUACAUUGGCUGCCAAAAAGGCAAGCGUGCUAAAAAAGUUUUCCAAAGCUCACAGAAAAUACAAGCAGCAGCUUACAGGUAAUGCACCAACUUGGAAAUGAUGAAAGAGUGACUCAGCUCUGACAACAGCAUCGGCGCUUCUCGUGGAGUUCAGACUUUCACGUUAACAUGAGAAAAUAAAUUUUUGUGUCUGAAUGUUCCUCUUUCAAAACAGCAGUAAUACUACUGUAACCCUCAGUAGCAAAAUGAUUGCAACUGUUUGUUGAAAAAGAAACAAAUGUGUAAAAAGGAGUGGAAUAACUGCAAAUGUUUGGAAAAGAUACUGUAAUGAAAGAGACUUGAGAAUCUUCAAGAGCAUUUAAUGAUUAGUUGUAGAGAGGAAAGAACGUGCCCAAAAUAUACUUAGGUUAAGGUUUUCUUGAACUGCAGGGGCAGAUUAUCGCAGUAAUUCAUCCAGCUAACUUUCACAUGCAGUGAAAAAAUGAAAGCAAUAACACAUUCCUCCCACACAAAUUGAGCCAACAAUAAAGAGGCAAGAGAGUGGAAAGUUCUUUAGGGCAUUUUGUUUUUCCUGCGGCUCAGGUUAUCUGUUCCUGCCAUUGUGAAACAUCCCAGAUGCAUGCAUCAAACCUUCAGUGGCUAUUCUAGGAGUUGCAUAAUAGAGCAUGCACACUCAGCAUCCAAGAGUUUUAAGUGAUCAUUUUAACUCAUUUUAACAUUUUAAUUUUAAAGAUCAAUUCAUAAUUCAUUUUGAAUGAACUUCUAAGUGGACUACUGAAUAUUGAUGUCAAUCACAUUUAUUUCCUUAUUAGCUGAUUAUCAGUAAUUCUGAUAGUAAGCACAUUCUGGUUCUUUUUGCAAUCUGAACAGAUAUCUUUCAAAACAAGACACUAUAGUAAAUGAGACCGGAUGGUGGGAUUCAGACUGAGUUAAAAGAGCAGGACGUUAAGGGUGGAAUGCCAUCACAGCGUGAAUGCACAACAGAUUUUACUUGAGCCCAGUCUACAGCUUUACUACUGAAGCUUAAGAUUUUGAACGCAGUCAUUGUUGUACAGUUGCAGUUUAAAUCCUGAGUGCAAAUGGCAACUAAGGAAAGAAAGAAAGAAGUUAACAAAAAUAUGGUGGUAAAAGAGAGAGAUUCAAGGAAGUUCUUUUGAAAUAUGGCAUUACAUAGCAAUGGCUGUAAAGCUUUUAGUCAAAACUCAUUUAGCCCAACAUUUGCCCACUGCUAAGGAAUAAUAAAGAAGGCUAUAAAGUUUGUUAGGCAUUAUAAUUUCUUGAAAUGGAUAUAUAUUUGGAAAAAAAAAAAGAGCUUGAUUCUAAGAGUGUACAGCUUGAGUUUGAGGUAGAUACUUCUCAGCAAGAAAGACAGCAAAGAACUGCGUGUGAGGAUGAGUAGUGAAGUGGGAAUGUUUCGUACAGUUUCUUACACAUGUGACUUGAGGCUCACCAAAAAAGAUACAAGGGAUGCAAAGUCAAGGCAGCUUUCCAGAUGGCAAAGAUGCACCACAUAAGCUGUGAGACCAAGAGAGUGAACAAAAAGAGGACAAGAGGAGAUGGAAGGCUGCAGGCUGGGAAGGGCCUGGGGAAAGAGAGCUUGGAAAGUGAGCGGGAAUCUAGAAGCAGGAACUGGAAGGAAAGAGCAGCAGUGGCUUUGGAACAGUAAAGCAGAUGCAGAGAAUGUGCUUCCACAUAUCUGCUUUAUAUUCCUGCAUUUUUGCUCAAUGAUAAUGGUUGUAUAGGCUAAAAGGAGGAAAAAAAUGAUAAAGAUUUCAAGUGAAUAGCAGAGAUGGCAAAAGAAAAUAAACGUGAAAGCAGUGGAAGGAUGUAAUAAAGAUCUAACUUUGAAAUCAACCCUUCUUUGAGCAGGAGGUUGGAGUAGAUGACCUCAGGAGGCUUCUUCCAGCCUAAAUUGUUAUAUGAUUCAAAGAAAAAGGACAACAGAGAGAAAGCAGCUGAAGAUGGAGGUCAGUCUCCAUGGAGAGCUAAUGUGAAGGAAGUUUUAUUGUUCACAGUGAAAGACACAGCAAGGAGGAAGAAGUGGCUCGAAACUCAUUCUGCCCUGCUUGGGGGAUGGACUUUCUGGAUGAAAUCUUGGAAACAGUGGGAAAACAAUCUGUAAUAACACAUUCAGGAAAGUGUUGUCACAUAGAGAAUCUCCAGGGCUGAGAAAGAUACACAGCAAAAGGUACAGAGAGAGAAAGAGACGAAGAUGAAAGUCUGAAGAGUUUUCAUAAAGACCAAAGAGAGCUCUGGAGGAAUACACUACAAAAGAAUUAAAAAGACACCCAUAAAAGCACAAAACAUGGAAAAUUCUCACAGUGAAACAUGAAUGCGGUUUGUAGAAGGAAAGUCAAGAAGAGAGAAAGCAAGGGGAAAAACCCUUAAACUAGGAUUAGAAUAAGUCAGGUGUGACUGAUGUCUGUCUCAGUGGAGGAUAAAUGGUGAAAAUAGGAGUGAUGAAAAUUCUUGCAAAAGUAAGAGGAGAAAAGGGGAUGAAAGCAGAUGACACUUGUGGAGAGUGGAGGCAAAAGCUGGAUUACGGUCUUUUGAAUGCAGCAAGGGUAAAGCUGGGCAUUCAUAACAGUGAGGUCAUGGAAAAGAGAUAGAGAGGAUGGUAGCAAGUCAGGAAAUGAGGUCUGCCUAUUGAGGCAGAUUUGUGUAGGAUAACUUUGAGGGAGUGACUUUUAUUGCAAGUGGAGAUUAAAAUGUGAAAUAUUUUAAUUGCUAUUUACAAUCUUAUGGGAAACAAACAAGAAAAAGCCCCAAAGGCACAAAUUCUGUUCCAAAUAUACUUCCUGAAAAGUUGAAUUAAAGAAACAUCAUCCCAAGAAGGCAGGGAGUCAGACUCUGCAGUUGGAAAAGCCUCACAGCACCUGGAGAAGCACAAAAAAAUCCCAAAGCUGUGGCUACUUAGCAAGCUGUAGUGACCAUAGUGAAGAAGCUUGACCAUUUUGGGCCAUAUCUCAGCCAAGAAAAAACAGUUAAAACAAAGGGGAAUACAUCAUAUAGAGCGUCCAAUACCAUCUUUACUGAAAUUUCAACCAAGGAUUAAGCAGGUGGGCAAGCUAUUUACUGUUUCUCAGACUGUGUUUAUAAUUAAAUACAAAGUGAAGCACACAAGGAGGAGCAAUUACAUCUAUGAGUUGUGGAGAGCACCUGUAACUCCAUGCAGAAGACCUAAAAUACUCUGAAAAUGCGAUUUCUAAAUCUCUCUCUUUAUUUGACUCAAAAGACAAAAGUAAAAGAAUUUGUUCAUAAUCACUUGCAGCCUAUCCUUUCAGGAAACAAAUGCACAGUAUGGCCCCAAACCUUACACAUUUGAAUUUUCUCUUUAUGUCUACCAGUCUUUGCAAAUAAGAAGGUGCUGAAUUAAAGCACACGACCUGCUCUGUGCCAUAUCCCUCUGAAGAUGCACAGAAGCAUGGAGAGGAGUAAGCAAUUGACUCCCCCUCCUUUCACAGUCCCUUCCCUUUUCUUUUGGAAAGAGGUGACACCCAGCCUGUGAAGCAGCAAGGAGAGCCUUCAGACAGUUAGAGGAAAGUUUACAUUAGCAAGAAUAUAAAUAUUGUGGCUGCAACAAUUUGGCCAGCUCCAAAUUACCAUUGUGUAUCACUGUGUUAUGUGCCUUCUCCAUCUAAUGUAAAAUUAACUGUUCCUUCUCUGCGUGUACGUAGUAUGUUUAUAGCUUUGAUGGUGUAUGUUACUAUUUUCUGUGUACAGUAUAAAAAUGACCAAUAAAUAAGGAUUAUAUGGA
Messenger RNA from Numida meleagris (helmeted guineafowl), 9117 nucleotides. It is a transcript of the gene CRB1, whose product is annotated as crumbs 1, cell polarity complex component. The transcript is spliced from 12 exons. NCBI's taxonomy places the organism in Eukaryota, Metazoa, Chordata, Aves, Galliformes, Numididae. Gene Ontology annotation, cellular component: plasma membrane; protein-containing complex. Bases 333 to 4553 code for a protein of 1406 amino acids. The record is from RefSeq and is a predicted model, not a curated record. Gene Ontology annotation, biological process: heterophilic cell-cell adhesion; establishment or maintenance of epithelial cell apical/basal polarity. Gene Ontology annotation, molecular function: calcium ion binding.